AUGACCAUCUACCCGGCGCCCCACUUCUCUGCCACACUCCAAGUCCCGGUAAUCUACCAUCGCAGGACUUUGAAACCUUCAUACUACCUUUCUCAGGAACAUUCCGAUGAGGGCCCGAACACGUGGUUGGACCGCUACCUUGCCAGUCUCGGUGUGCUGUCUUCACCGGCGUUGGCGCUAUCAGCCCCGACCACUUCUCUCACGGAUUUUAUGCAGAUUCCAUGCAGUGGAACGCUUCCGAAUGUUCAAUAUCCACAGUUUCCGAUGCCUCCGAUCAUCCCGCCACAACAAGAAGAUCCGGUUGCUCCGACCCCGAAUCGUGCCGCGAUCAAAACUUUGGAGGAAAAGUUGAUCGAUCACAUCGUGAACUCAGUGUCGAGAGCGGAGCUCGACAAACUGCGAAAUGAGAGAAUGGAUAUGGAGAUGAAUUUCAAAAGAGUUUUGGACAACGCUCUCGAGAGAAUUAAAUAUCUCGAAGACGAAAAUCAGACAACUUCGGAGAAAAUGAUGAAGAACUUCGUGGCCACACAAUGUCAAAUGCAGAAGUCGAUUGAACAGCAAAAGAACGAGGUGAAAGCUCUCAAAAAGAGAUUAGAGGCGAUCGAGACGAAUCAGACGGAAAUGAUGAAAAGCGUUGCUGAUCAGAAGAGCCUCAAAGAAGAGUUGAGUGUGGUCAAAACUCAAGUGGACAAUGUCGAAACAAGAAUUGCUGAAAAUCGAGAGGAGAUGAAACAUUUUGAAAAAAUAAUGAUCGAGAUAAAGGAGAAUUCAGAAAAACGGUUUGCCACAAAAAUCGAGGUCGGCGUGGUUAAGAAAGUUAAUUUCAAGUUGGAUGAAAAAGUGAAGAAAGUUGAGAACGAGUUGACAAAGGGAUCGGACGAUAUUCGAACACUUCGCAACCAACUGUGCGGAGCAACGACGGAACAGAAGGCAGUCAAAGACGGACUGAUCAAAAAGAUCGAAGACCUGCGGAACUCCUUCCACGUUCGAGUCCAUUCGCUGGAGAAAGCGCUUCCGAAGGUCGAGCUCGCGUACUCUGCCGAACUCAAGAAAACGCAAAGACGUCUCGCUAACGUGGAGUGCAAUCAGAUGAAGGUGGCGGAGAAGAAUAAACGGAUGAUGGAGGGCUACCUCAAACUAGCUCAGAUUGAAGAGGUAAUAGUGAUUUGGAAAGGUGCCCGGGCUAAUAUUGUGUUGAUUUCAGGAGUCAUGCUGCAUUGCCACCAGCAGGGCGCCGGUUAUGCAGGUAAGAGGAUCUAAAAAAUUGGAAAAUGUCUAAUCUUCCCUCUUCAUAUCUAUUUUAUAGGCGAGAGUCGCGAAGAGGAAGAACGAUCCGGAUGGAAUGGAAAAUGGGAAGCACGCAAAACUUUAA
Molecule: messenger RNA, 1372 nt
Organism: Caenorhabditis sp. 36 PRJEB53466
Lineage: Eukaryota; Metazoa; Nematoda; Chromadorea; Rhabditida; Rhabditidae
Source: the annotation of a GenBank genome assembly